GAGUCUCCCUGACCUUCCCCUUUCAUUUCAGCACCAUGAAGCUCUUCACAGGCUUCGUUUUCUGCUCCCUGGUCCUGGGAGGCGAGGGCUUCUUCUCCUUCCUGAGCGAGGCUUAUGAAGGGGCUAAAGACAUGUGGAGAGCCUGCUCCAACAUGAGAGAAGCCAAGUACAUAGGUGCAGAUAAAUACUUCCACGCCCAGGGGAACAAUGAAGCUGCCCAGAGGGGCCCUGGGGGUGAAUGGGCUGCCAAAGUGAUCAGGUAAGCAGG
Messenger RNA from Phyllostomus discolor (pale spear-nosed bat), 268 nucleotides. Its product is annotated as serum amyloid A protein-like. The transcript is spliced from 2 exons. The record is from RefSeq and is a predicted model, not a curated record. NCBI's taxonomy places the organism in Eukaryota, Metazoa, Chordata, Mammalia, Chiroptera, Phyllostomidae. Gene Ontology annotation, cellular component: extracellular region. The coding region runs from base 36 to 263 and encodes 75 amino acids.